This is a messenger RNA of Myotis davidii, 7980 nucleotides long. RefSeq names its product SMAD family member 4 (gene SMAD4). The transcript has 11 exons. Gene Ontology annotation, cellular component: heteromeric SMAD protein complex. Gene Ontology annotation, biological process: anatomical structure morphogenesis; SMAD protein signal transduction; cell differentiation. The coding region runs from base 131 to 1789 and encodes 552 amino acids. Gene Ontology annotation, molecular function: DNA-binding transcription factor activity, RNA polymerase II-specific; RNA polymerase II cis-regulatory region sequence-specific DNA binding; I-SMAD binding. Lineage: Eukaryota; Metazoa; Chordata; Mammalia; Chiroptera; Vespertilionidae. The record is from RefSeq and is a predicted model, not a curated record.
GUUAUCCUGAAUACCACAUGUUUAACAAUUUGCCUUGUGACAUUAGCCAGUGUUUUUCACUGCCUCCAAAAUAUCAAAAUUGCUCUGGAAAUUGGAGAUAUACUUGAUUUAAAAGAAAUAACUUUAACAAAUGGACAAUAUGUCUAUUACAAAUACACCAACAAGUAAUGAUGCUUGUCUGAGCAUUGUACAUAGUUUGAUGUGCCAUAGACAAGGUGGAGAGAGUGAAACAUUUGCAAAAAGAGCAAUUGAAAGUUUGGUAAAGAAGCUGAAGGAGAAAAAAGAUGAAUUGGAUUCGUUAAUAACAGCCAUUACUACAAAUGGAGCUCAUCCUAGUAAAUGUGUUACCAUACAGAGAACAUUGGAUGGAAGGCUUCAGGUGGCUGGCCGUAAAGGAUUUCCUCAUGUGAUCUAUGCCCGUCUUUGGAGGUGGCCUGAUCUUCACAAAAAUGAACUAAAACAUGUUAAAUAUUGUCAGUAUGCAUUUGACUUGAAGUGUGAUAGUGUCUGUGUGAAUCCAUAUCACUAUGAACGAGUUGUAUCACCUGGAAUUGAUCUCUCGGGAUUAACAUUGCAGAGUAAUGCUCCACCAAGUAUGUUGGUGAAGGAUGAAUAUGUACAUGACUUUGAGGGACAGCCAUCAUUAUCCACUGAAGGGCAUUCAAUUCAAACCAUCCAGCAUCCACCAAGUAAUCGUGCAUCGACGGAGACAUACAGCACCCCAGCUCUGCUAGCUCCAUCUGAGUCUAAUGCUACCAGCACCACCAACUUUCCCAACAUUCCUGUGGCUUCCACAAGUCAGCCUGCCAGUAUACUGGCAGGCAGCCAUAGUGAAGGAUUGUUGCAGAUAGCUUCAGGGCCUCAGCCAGGACAGCAGCAGAAUGGAUUUACUGGUCAGCCAGCUACUUACCAUCAUAACAGCACUACCACCUGGACUGGAAGUAGGACUGCACCAUACACACCUAAUUUGCCUCACCACCAAAACGGCCAUCUUCAGCACCACCCGCCUAUGCCGCCCCAUCCCGGACAUUACUGGCCAGUUCACAAUGAGCUUGCAUUCCAGCCUCCCAUUUCCAAUCAUCCUGCUCCUGAGUAUUGGUGUUCCAUCGCUUACUUUGAAAUGGAUGUUCAAGUAGGAGAGACAUUUAAGGUUCCGUCAAGCUGCCCUAUUGUUACUGUUGAUGGAUAUGUGGACCCUUCUGGAGGAGAUCGCUUUUGCUUGGGUCAACUCUCCAAUGUCCACAGGACAGAAGCCAUUGAGAGGGCAAGGUUGCACAUAGGCAAAGGUGUACAAUUGGAAUGUAAAGGUGAAGGUGAUGUUUGGGUCAGGUGCCUCAGUGACCAUGCAGUCUUUGUACAGAGUUACUACUUAGACAGAGAAGCUGGGCGUGCACCUGGAGAUGCUGUUCAUAAGAUCUACCCAAGUGCGUAUAUAAAGGUCUUUGAUUUACGGCAGUGUCAUCGUCAGAUGCAGCAGCAGGCGGCCACAGCACAAGCUGCAGCAGCUGCCCAGGCAGCAGCCGUGGCCGGAAACAUCCCUGGCCCGGGAUCAGUAGGUGGCAUAGCUCCAGCUAUCAGUUUGUCAGCUGCUGCUGGGAUCGGGGUGGAUGACCUUCGUCGCUUAUGCAUCCUCAGGAUGAGCUUUGUGAAAGGCUGGGGACCGGAUUACCCAAGACAGAGCAUCAAGGAGACGCCUUGCUGGAUUGAGAUUCACUUACACCGGGCCCUUCAGCUCCUAGAUGAAGUACUUCACACCAUGCCUAUUGCCGACCCACAACCUUUAGACUGAAACCUUCACUGUUGGAGCCCUUAACAUUCAUUGUCAGGAUGGUGGACUGUAACAUACAAUCCUGUUUAUAAUCUGAAGAUAUAUAUCACUUUCGUUCUGCUUUAUCUUUUCAUAAAGGGUUGAACACAUGUUUUGCUGCCUUGCUCCUAGCAGACAGAAACUGGAUUAACCCCCCCUCCCCCCCGCCCCCAUUUAGAACUUUUCAGGCAUGGCUCAGAACUUGAAGGUCAGGAAAAACACAUUCUUAUUAAAUUUACUGCACCAGUUAUGUAUGAAGGAAUCAUUCCAAUCCUGGAAAAUUUAGCCCUUUAAAAUGGCGUAGACAUUUUUCUAUGCAGAACAUUGGUAUAUGUGCUAUUCUAAAGAGUAAACUCAAUAUUGCUGAUUUUAAAGGCAGAGAUGUUCUCAAAGUUAAUUCACCUGUUGUUUUGUGUGCACGUUGUUAUUGUUGAGCAGACUCUACUCCAAAAUAUUGUGCCAUGUGGGUGAGUUAAUGUUACCAAGAGCAACUUUACUCUGUGUUUAAAAAAUAAGACAGUGAUGUAUUCUAAUCUUUUAUCCAAAAUAUAUUUUCUGCAAGUUAAACUAGUGAAGAUGAUUUCAAUUCAGAUUGUCUUGCGACUUCCUUUUCUUUUCACCAAGGCAAAACACUAAUCUCUGUGAAUACUGAGAAUUCCUUAAAAUUAUCAGACAAAGAAAUACCAUUUACAAGUUCAGUAGUUAUCCCAGUUGGAUAACGAUUUCUUGAGUAGUAUCACUUUUCCCUGGUAAGCAGUAGAUGUAGUCUAUAUUUCCAGGCACAGGGUUGGUUACCAAGAAGCCUAGAAGAGCCAUUUCUUUCCUUCAUUAAUUCAUGGGGAAAGGUUUUGUAUUUUUAAAAACACUAAAAGCAGUGUCACUCCUCCAGUUCUCCAUUCUGCAAAGGUGGCAGUGCUUAAGAGUAAAUGAUGCGCAUUUUGGAAACUGCUAAGUUCUAUGUCAGAUCCUGUGCGGACUAAUGGAAACAUUACAGCUUAUAAUAGGCAGUUUGGAUAUUUUUGUACUUGAUUUGAUGUGACUUCUUUUUCAUAUACUCUUUAAAUCAUGUAUGCUAUGACAUUGUUUAAAAUUCAGUUUUUGUAUCUUGGGGCAAGACUGCAGACUUUUUAUACCUUUUGGUUUUUCUAAGCCCUUUGCCAUCAAUGAUCAUAUCAAUUGGCGGUGACUUUGUAUAGAGAUUUUAAGUAGAAAAGUUGCAAAUGUAUUGACUGUACCACAGACACAACAUGUAUGCUUUUUACUUAGCUAGUAGCAUAAAUAAAACCGAAUCUCAACAUACAAAGUUGAAUUCUAGGUUUGAUUUUUAAGUUUUCCCUUUUGCACUUUUGAGUCCAACCUCAGUGGCGAGACACCUUCUAGGAAAUGGCAGGCAGCAGCCAGUACUGCAGCUUUGGUUUCCCCUUGCUCUACCGGGACUUCCCCGGGGACAUGAGGUAGCAAGUGUAGAGUUGGUAUUUUGAAGUUUUAUUUUACUGUAGCAAAAGUAGGCCUGGUUGUCUCCAAGAUAAGUAGGUUGUCUACAGAAUACAUAGUGUGGCAUAAAAUCAAGGAUUGUCUUUCAGAUGCUUUUACUGUCUGCUUGGAGGGCCUUUCUAAGCAUAAUAAGAUUCUAAGGUGUGUUCCAAGCUUGAGAAACACUUACUAUGCAUGCUGUUAUCCUUAUAUCAGCUUAGAUGAACAAGUCUUCAGCUUCCUUGCUCAGAAGGUGUUCUUAAGACCACCCUAGAAACCAAUAGGUUAGCUUAUUGCUGUGAUUCAAAUAUAGAUUUUGAUCCAAGCUACAUGGCUUUUUUUUUCAAAGUAUUUCUCUACCAACAUACUUGUACUCUUGAGUACUAACAACUCCUUUUGUUAAAGACCCCAUUACAACCUGUGAAAGUUUGAUGAUUUAAGUAGUAGUGCCAGAUUUUUAAAAAGGUAUCAUUGUUUCAUAGAAAUUAUUUACCCCAUUUUACUGUGAAUGAGGAGUAGGAGUAGUGAGAAGAGUUUUAGAAUGGCAUAUUUAAGAAAAUCCAGACUAUUUGACUAGAGCCGUAAGCAUGCUAUGAUAAAAUCUAUUGCCUCCUUUUCUAUUUUAAGGAAGGUUUUCAUGUUUAAUGAAACAUGAAAUCUUGGUAAUCAUUUGUGGAAAAUAUUUGCAAGGAAGUUUGUCUUCAGGCCUAGCCACCUGUCUUGGUUGCUUUCUGCUAAGAGCCAUACAAGUACAUAAAAGUAUUUGCAGUUAUUAAUUGCUUUAUAUUUGUACCCAGAUGCAAUCACAUGCUUUUGAGAAAACAUCUAGUAUGUUAUGAUCAGUUAUUCCUGAGAGCUUAGUUGUUAAAUUGGUAUUUCCAUUUCUUAAAUGUAGUCAUCUUUAAUGAGUAAGAUAAAGGAAUCACUAGGUUUACAAUUUAGGGGUACAAUAGUUUCUGCAGUUCUAAGAAUCUGAUUAUUAUAAGGAUAUGGUUCUGAAUGAGUGUUCUCAGCUAUUUCAUAUGUCAAAGACUUUCAAAAUGUUGAAUUUCAGUGAAGGCUGAGAGGUGAACCAAGUAUGUACUUUUUCAUCCAGUGUGAGGCCCGUUACACAUUGGUCCAGUGCCUUUCAUACUCAAAGGAAAUCCUUUAUGGUGUUGCCUUUAUUUUCCAGGGAGUAGAUUCUUUUGUGAGAUAUAGUCUGUCUCCUUUGUAAAAGUAUGCUACGCCUGGUAUACAAAGACAAUGACAAGAAAUCACUGCCAUAUAACCUUGUUUUUCCAGAAGCAUGGCUCCUUUUUAUUGACCGACUAAAUAGGUCGCCUGUUCCAUUUCUCCUGGAAACAUUGUAGGUUUACAGGUUGGGUGGUCUGGCUUACGGACAACCAUACUUGAAACAUCAGAGUAAACUGAAUACCUAGUAGCUUUUAAAAUCCAUUUUUUGUGGGGAAGGGUGUGGCGUAAAGGGAGGUAUUUGUAAUAGUAAUUUUGAAGGCAAAAUAUAAUGUCCUGUCUUGCAGAUGAUAAAUGUCUUAUUUUAAAAGUGUAUUGCAGUUAUCUUCUUUAUUGUGCCCAUCUGGAGACGGGAAGUUGUACAUUUUCCCAAGCUGCUCCUUCGCUAUCUGUGGAGGUUAAAGAAUAGAAGGUGAAAUAUUUCUGUUCCUGGUUUGGUGGUGACUGGUGGAUAGUUGUUACUCAUUAGCUAUUAUGCAAAAUCAGGUUAGUUUACAUCUGUUUUGAGAGUCUUUUGGAAGAAGCAAUUUUAUUCUGAGUAGGGCAGAAUCCUUUUUGUUCAUAGUUUUUAUAGUUUGCUCCCUUUAUCAUUGAGUCACUUAGUGGCAUUUUAUUUAAGGACAGCAAGUUGGGAAAAGGGUAAAUUUAGGUCACGGAGGUGAAUGAGCAUCUGAAAGCAAUUGCCUGUAAAGUCAGUUAACAACUCUUUUGUAGAUGGGGCUUGACAAAGACUAGCAGAUAAUAGAAUGAAGAAAUGCAUUCUUUUUCCUUCUAGAGGCAGAACGCAUCAUCUUGCAGGUGGCUCACUGUAAAUAAUCACCCAAAUCCUCCUUUGCAAGAUUAUAGAAAUAGGCUAGGAGUAUCUUUUGUGCAAGCCUUUCCCCCCUUUUUUUUUCCUUCUGACAACUAGGUAAUUUCUCUUCAGCUAUGUUAGGAAGGAUAUAAAAAGUUAGUGGCCUUAUUCAGAGCAGCAUCCUCGAGCCCAGCCUUGUCCCCAGCACUGGUCCCAGUGUUACUAGGUGGUUUAUCUUGUAUGGUUGUGAAAUGGAAUUUUUUGCAUAAUCCAGACUUGCCUUAUUUAAGCAGUAAAACGUUUUUAUUUCAGCCAUUUCUUUGAUGGAGUUAUUUAAUAUGGUCAGAGAACAUACUGGAUAUGUUUCUUUUUGUGCCUAGCUCUCUUCCUCAACUUCUCGGGGGCAUAGACAGGGCUCUUUGCCUUUACUAAGUGGUUGCAGAGUUGCUGUGGUUUUGAAUGUUUCGUUUUUACCCUUCCCGCUCUCCCCCAUCUUCUCCCUCUCUGACAGUGACACUUGCUGUGCGUUGUUAGUGUACCUCCCCUUAGUACCUCUUCUUCCCUUUCUGAUUCAUUUUUUUUUUUUCCCCAGCUGCUUGGGCAAGGAAGCCAGAUAACCACGCUUAUUAACACUUUCUUUGACUACAAGGGCAAACUGGGACAGGACCCGAGAAACUUCCUGUACACGAUUGAAAGGCCUUCAGUGCUUUGGCGUUUGACUGCUUCAAGUGCUUCUUGAUUCUUGCUCAGUUUCAGGUUGUUGAGGCAGAGGGAAGUGAGUCAUAUUCCUAUUUUCCCUCUUUGCAAGAUUUUUAAAAGGUUUCAUUGCUUCCACUUGAAUGCUGCUCACAUAAAAAUUGGGGUUACAGGGUUAUGAAAUUAGGUAUCAAUAGCCAGAGGCAAUACCCUUGCCUAGAGGACACCAACAAAACAAAACAAAACACAACAAAAACAAAGCUUGGAAAAUGAGAGGAUCAUUUUUGUUUUGUUUUGGUGUCUCCUUUUGAGCCCUAUGCUCUGGCCUUCCUCCUCCACAGAUAUUUUUGACCUAUAGGUGCCUUUAUGAGAUUUGAGGGUUUGAUAUCCAGCCCCAAGGAGUAGCUAAAGUAAUUGCUGAUGUUUUCAGGGAUUUUACCAUCAGACUUGAGUGAAUGAAUGAACCUCUUUUUUUUUUUUUUUUAACUAGGAAGGACUGAGGAGAUAAGUCUAGUGAAGACAAUCAUUUCUCUUACGGAUGUGGAUAGUUUUCAGUUUAAGAUGCUUCCUCGGUAGGUCUCUGAGCCAGUGCUCUUGUUCAGCCUGAGACGAAUGACUCCUGUCUCUCCAGUUGUGCUCUGCCACCAAUUUGAUGUAUGACCUUGGGCAAGUCAUUUACCUUCUUUGGGCCUCAGUUGCCUCAUCUGUAAAAUGAGGGAGUUGGACUAGAUGCUUUCUUCCAGCUCUGAAGUGUCAGUGGCCUUGCCUACCUUGCAGCAGUGUUCGAUUUCUUCCUCCCCUUUGCUCUGCUGUUUGAGAGGGCUUUUUUACUUGUUUCUACAUUAUUUGAAUGAGACUAGGCUUGAGAUUUUAUUACUAUUCUCCUAUGGACAAAAAGUUACAUAAUACGUCCCUAAGACUUAAAUUCAACCAAAGGCUUAGCACUACCUUGGGGCUGCCAUAAAUACUUAAAAAAAAAGAGGGGGGGGAAAGCCUUCAUUUUAUUUUCCCAUCAUCUCUGUUGAAGGCUUAGUAAGGCUUUUUUUAAGUCAUGACAUUCUAACUUUUGGGUUGGUAUGUGUGUGACAGCAUCCCCUUAAGGGCUGUGCUGGUAAUUUUUUUGUUUAACUGAAAUGGAUUGAAAACUUACUGUAAAUGCCUAAUGAUAGUAGAGGUCAUUACUUUGGGUCUUUGGUUUUUUUAACUCUUCUAUGCUUAGAACAGGGACAUACCUUUGAACUGCAUCAAUUAAAAAUGGUUUGUACAACUCAAUGAAACAUAGUGGAUGAUUAUUCACUUUAUUCUUGGCUCUUUUUAGUCCAUUUUGAUUAGAAGACUUUUGGCUGGAGCAUUUCUUUUAGAGUUCUCUUCCAGCCCAUCGUGGAUGAGUGUUAACUAAUGAACUGGGCUUUUACAAGGACCUGAGAGCCUUCAUUAGGGCUGGGUCAAGGGUGGGGGUUGGGGAGUCCUGGUAGAGGCCAGCUCUGUGGUAGCUGGGCAGGAAGGGAUGGAACCAGCUGCUGUUGCUAUGGCUGCUAGUCACUGAUAGAAGGACUCAUGGGUUUGAAUUGGUUAAAAGGCUAAACAUGGAGUCGGCAGACUUCCUCCAGGUGUUGGGUUCUGGCCAAUGCCUCAGACAUGUGAUUUAAGGGAAAAGUGUGAAUGCUUGUUGAUGAAAACUUGGUGGGCUGCAGAACCAUUUGGAGGAAGCAGCUGGGGGUUGGAAGAGAUUUGGUCGUGGCUUUCCCAGCUCUGCCUCCUCCCCUGAACUCAGAGGAGAGCAGCUACGCUAAAGCUCAAAGAGGAGCCACGCUGAGCUUCUGCUUUGAGGAAACCGGCCAGCUAAAGUGCCAGGCGUUCUCUGUGGCUUUCUGUAUUCUUUUUCCCUGGGCGAAGUCUGUGGCUAACAAAUAGUUGAACCUUUCCUGAGAACUCUGUAACAAAGUAUGUUUUUGAUUAAAAGAGAAAGCCAAUUAAA